This is a messenger RNA of Anopheles merus, 1298 nucleotides long. Its product is annotated as BLOC-1-related complex subunit 6-like. Gene Ontology annotation, biological process: lysosome localization. Lineage: Eukaryota; Metazoa; Arthropoda; Insecta; Diptera; Culicidae. Bases 268 to 1191 code for a protein of 307 amino acids. The transcript has 3 exons. The record is from RefSeq and is a predicted model, not a curated record. Gene Ontology annotation, cellular component: BORC complex.
UUAGAGUGACAGCAAUGAUAUAGCAAUCAAAACAAACACACAAAAGCAGCGAAAAAGGACAAAUUCAACAGAGGCAAGAAAAAUAUCGACCAUGUAAUCCCUUUCGCGUUGUUUUUACUGUUUUAACCAUAAUUGCUACCAAUGUGUACGUAACACGCGCAUUAUCAUGGAUAGUGCAUAAUCUAAUCUAGUCAAACGUACAACAGUUCAAAGUGUUUGUUGAGGUGUUAGAAGUUGAGUUUUUUUUUGCAUGGAAAGAGAAGAACCAUGAGCGAAGCGGACCAUCGUAGAAAAAAUCCUUUCGCUGCUCCUGCCCGACAGAGUGACAUGCGGCAGGAUGCUGGAGACGAUUUCGAAGGUCACGAGCAAUACGACGAAACGUUAGGCGAAGAAGUUCCAUCGGCGAUGACGGAAUCGUACAGUGAAAUCGCCUACACGCACAACCUGUUCGCAGGAGCGGCUGCCGAAGAAACGGACGGUGGUGCUAGCAACGGUAACCAACCGGACGGAUCAUCUUCGUCCUCGUCGUCUUCGCAGACGAAAAAACGACCCGACUCCUUGGUGUGUGAUGGACGUAAAGCUUCAUUCCCAUACAACCUCGAAGGAACCGUACGGGUGGACGGCAACAUGACGCACUUUGUGGCGGAAAACUUAGAGUACAAAAUCAAGCUAGCAAGCCCGGUGACGGUCACACGGAAGGAUUCUUGCAAUUUGUCCAGCUCGCGGCAAAGCACACCCUCGGCAGCUACCGGUGGUCUCAGCGGGCUAAGCUUUGGUCCCGGCACUAGCGGUGCUAAUUUAACGCUGCCCGGUACUAGCAGCAGCCGAGGACCGAUGGCGUACGGGAGUGGAUUCGUCGCUCCCCAUCCAGCAUCGGCCUCGUCCGUCGAUCCGAACGUGCUGAACGAGAUCGAACGCGAGGCGCAAGCGCUAGCCGCAUCGGUCGACAAUCUGUCGGAAAGCUUGUGCAGCGUGCUGCACUCGAUCUCCUCCAUUACGGCGGACAAUGUGGAGAUUUACAAAAACUCCGUCACGAAGCUGACGGACUGCAUGGACGGUAACAUCAAGUGUAUGUACACGAUAAUGGCCAAAGCGGAGGAAAUUUCUAAAACGAUCAAACCGGCCGAAGCCCUAGCAGUAAGAAUACGUGAAAUUAAACGACUUGUCGACAUGCUGGAAAGCAACGUUUGAACGUGACAGUCAUCUACAGGGAGAGGCAUUGUUACAGCUGCGCGUGAGAAUUAUGUACACAUUCCGCCUAUUUGGUACUAUAUAAGUAUGAGAGAUUAUUUAUUACC